This is a messenger RNA of Drosophila miranda, 824 nucleotides long. RefSeq lists its product as uncharacterized. Gene Ontology annotation, cellular component: nucleus. The coding region runs from base 290 to 754 and encodes 154 amino acids. NCBI's taxonomy places the organism in Eukaryota, Metazoa, Arthropoda, Insecta, Diptera, Drosophilidae. The record is from RefSeq and is a predicted model, not a curated record. The transcript has 4 exons.
AUAAGUUCACGGUAACACUGAUAAGGUAAAUAAAUAUUUCGUAAAUAAAUAAAUUAAUAGAUCCGAUUUAUGUAAAUCUGGAGAGAUUCAAGUCCCUGCUACUGCUGAAGUGAACGCCGGAUUGUCCUCUCCCCGUGCGCUGCAGGCUGUGCUGCUUGGCGUGGUGGAAAUAGUGGGCGUAAAAGUGGGUCCAACUGCUGCUAAUAGAUAAUAAACUAAUAAACACAGAUUUGUGACAACGAAUCCAAAGGCCAAACUGACCAAUCAGUCAAACAAAAAACCACGGAACAUGGGCAAACACAGAACUGCGCAGCAAGAUGCCAUAUUCAUCGCAUUUAUGGAGAGACACCCAAUGAUAGCCAAAAACUACCUCAAGGGUGAUAAGCUGGCAGCUGAAGCCGCCUGGAAGCGGCUUUCAAAGGAGUUAAAUAGCGUGGGUCCGCCUGUCAAAGAAGUUUGUGAGUGGAAAAGAGUAUGGAAAGACUGGAAAAGCUGCAUUCGUAAAAAGAUUAACAAUAACAGGCUGGAAGAUUCAAAUGCCUGCGGCAAAGGCUCGCUGUAUCAGGAUACACUCCCUGCUCUAGAGGAUGCAGUGGCCGUGAUCUGUGACUUGUAUGAUAAGCCCGACAGAGUAGUCGAAUCUCGUCCAAAGGCACGUCCUGAAAUUUCCAACCGUUUGCAACUGCAGGACAUCAAGACCGACCACGACGAGGUCACAGCCACAGAUGACGAUGAUGAGGAAGAAGAUGACUGAUCCAGCCGGAUCAAUGACAGACAUAUGGGCGUGAAAUUGGAGUGCACUAGCACUAGGACAUGAAUAGACA